AUUGCGGAAUAUGAUAAUUUUAACGUGGUGUGGUUAAACCAAGUUUAAUUGUGGUUUUAAUUGAUAAGUUCUUAUCGGAGGAAUUUUUACGUUGUUAUCUUAUUCUCCAAUUCGUUACACACAGGUUCGAAUCAAGGUGUGUUCAUAUUAACGGACGGGAGUUGGCUGGGUUAUCCAAAUUCUUGGAACUUAUCAGUUGGAUAAUUUGUUCCUAUAGACCGUAUCGAUCGCUCAAUUAAAAUAAGAUGACAAUGGGGGAUAACGGAAAUGGACCUCUUGCUCCCCUCGUCCCUUUGGCGUAUCCAUUGCUUCUCCGUCCAGUUGUUAGUCAGAUGGCGAAAUCAGACCCAGCAGCAUCUGUUCUUCGAAGCGCUUUAUCUGCUGCGGAAGCAUCCUGUCCAGGGAUAAGUUUGGAACUUACGAUGGCCAUAAUUAAGAAGUCAGAGUUGAAUGUGAGUCUAAAUGAAGCAAUUUUGAGACUUCAGGGAACCCCGGAUGAGGCAGAAGCGUCAGAGUUCAGAACAACCAAAAAUGAUGAAGCAUUCCGCGAAUUAAGUAAGAAAUCGGCACAGUUGAAACGCAUAUUAAGUCGCAUUCCGGAUGAAAUUAAAGAUCGUAAAACAUUCCUUGAGACAAUCAAGGAGAUUGCAAGUACAAUAAAAAAGGUGCUGGACGCAGUGGCUGCGGUUUCAGUCCAAGUGUCUAAUCCAAACGCUAGAGCUUUACUGGAGCAGCGGAAACGCGAGUUUGUUAAGUAUUCCAAGCGUUUCUCUACAACACUUAAAGAAUAUUUCAGGGAUGGAAUGGAGACUCCAGUCUACUUGAGUGCAUUAUAUUUGAUUAAUCAAACAAACUUAAUUAUGCUGACUGUGAAGGACCGCUGUGAAUGAAUUCGAAUUCCAAGAGGUGAUUAAUGAAGAAUAAGCAACCAAAAAGUGCUGAAAAGAUGUGUAGUUACUACAUUUACAUAUUAGAAAUAUAACGACGCAUUCAAAUUUUAAAUUACCUCAGAGUACAUAUAAAUCAAACAAAUCUAUUCUAUAGUGAAGAUUCCUUAUAACCUAACGGUAAAAAAUGUGCGUAAUUAUAGGGGUCAUAAAAAUACGUAUAAUACUUACCACCAUAUCGAUCGUCGCUACUAAUAAAUAUCUUGUCUAGUAAAUUUAGUAGGACUAGGAUUACCAUUUUUUAACAAACAUUAUUAAAUUGAUUGAUACUUUAAUUUGAUUGUCGUCAUUAUUUUUAAAGAGAUGGAAAUGUACUUGUAAUGAUUCCGUCAAUUUUAUCAUUUUAAAUGAAACAGCAGCAGAAACAUUACGAUGAGUCGUAGUUGCUUUAUAUACAUAUAUAAAUACAUAUAUUUAUUAUUUAUUACAUGACAAAUAACAUCAUGACGCAGACUUUAACUUAAACUCUGACUAUAAAAAAUCCGACAAUUUUUAAAACCAUUUAACAAACUCUCUGUGAUUCAAAUUAAUAUUUUAAAAUUGUGAAAUAUGUUAUUCAUUUG
Messenger RNA from Folsomia candida, 1510 nucleotides. It is a transcript of the gene Ccm3, whose product is annotated as programmed cell death protein 10-B. Bases 246 to 890 code for a protein of 214 amino acids. Lineage: Eukaryota; Metazoa; Arthropoda; Collembola; Entomobryomorpha; Isotomidae. The transcript has 9 exons. The record is from RefSeq and is a predicted model, not a curated record. Gene Ontology annotation, biological process: positive regulation of MAP kinase activity; regulation of Golgi organization. Gene Ontology annotation, molecular function: protein kinase binding. Gene Ontology annotation, cellular component: FAR/SIP/STRIPAK complex; Golgi apparatus.